AUGAGAGAGCCGCACUUCUUUUUAGCUCGCGAUUUCCGCUACGUCAUCACAACAUCAGCUGUAGCCAAGAUGGCGCACACAGAGGCAGAGGCUGCGGACACUUUCUGCACUGAUCCAGAGCAUGGAACAGGAGGGUACAGGCGCAGCAGAGGCCGACCGAGACUCACGGACUCAGACAGAGCUAGGAGGCGACACGAGUCCCGGAAGAAAUAUGACGUGAGGAGAGUUUAUCUCGGAGAAGCGCAUAAAGUGUGGAGUGAGCUCCGCCGCAGGACCAGUCUGAGUGAUGCUGGGCUGGCAGAGUACCUGAUCCUGCUCCACUCUUCUCAUGAAGAGAGCGGCCAAGACAAGCUUUGUGUGGAACAGACUGGAGAAGACAUCUCGUCAGCCCAGAAAAAUGACAGUGCAGGCUGUUUGUCAAGCUUACAAGGUCUUGUCCAAUGGUACCAGGAGCACUGUGAUAUCUGUCCCCUUGAGCCUCAGCUCAGGUCUCUGGAGGGUCAACCAGACUCGUCCAUAAUAGUUCUAUGGCAAUGUGACUCUGGGCACUCCUUAUCUCAGUGCCUGUACCCCCCACAUGCUGCUGAGGCCAGUGAUGGUGAGCAGGACGAGGAGGCACACACAGAGGUAGCUCAGGAGAUUACUGCAGUGAAGGCUGUAUCAAAAGUUAAAAAGUCUGUGGGCAGAAAGAGACGAAAACGGACUCGAAGAAAAGCCAGAGCUGUGGAAGAAAAUGAUCCUGUUGAAAAUAUGCAACACAACUCUUAUCCCAAUGAACACAUUCCACCUGUCUCUCCUGAAAUGCCCAGGGGUGUAUCAGAGACAGAGCUGCCCUCAGCCUGGGACAUGGAGGGUUCCCCUGGUGCUUUUCAUUCUGAGGACGAUUGUGAAAAUGCAAGAGCUCCUGAAGACGAAGAAAUGGACUCAAUCAGGAACGAGCCGGAUGCAUACCAGUGUGUGUCUUUGGUGAAUAAAGUGGACAGCAUUAACGACGAAUCGAUACUGAGUGGAACUGUGCCUCUACCAAUGCAUUUACAAGACCCAAGCACACUCUAUGACCCUCAAAGCCUGCAAACAAUUGUCAACUGUGAGAUUCCAGACCAGAGGAGUGGACUUGAAGCUUCACAGUUGAUUAUCAUCACUGGCCCCAGCUAUGAGGCUUUAGCUUCAGAGGGAAUUCAGCUUAACAUGACCGAUGGAGCCAACAUGGAGGAGGUCACGUGCACUGUCAUUGGAAACGUAUCCUACAAUCAGAUCUUUCCACUGGAUACAAAAGCCCGGAUGCACCAGGACCAGUUUGCACCAGAUCUGAGCGAUCAACAGUUGCAUUUGAAGAAUGAAGACUCUCAAGAGAGUCCUGACCAACGACCACACAGAAGCAGACGGAAAAGUAGACGUGGUCCUGUGAUUGAGCCAGAUGGAAUGCUGAAGAUGUUUCACUGUCCGUAUGAAGGCUGCAGUCAGGUCUAUGUGGCCAUCAGCAGCUUUCAGAAUCACGUCAAUUUGGUCCACAGGAAAGGCCGAACCAAAGUGUGUCCACAUCCAGGCUGUGGGAAGAAGUUCUACCUCUCCAACCAUCUGCACCGUCACAUGAUCAUCCAUUCAGGAGUUCGAGACUUUACUUGUGAGACGUGCGGAAAGUCCUUUAAACGCAAAAAUCAUUUGGAGGUCCACAGGCGCACUCACACCGGAGAGACCCCAUUGCAUGUUUGUGUGACCCCUCUGGACGUGUGUGGCAGGUGUGAGAUCUGUGGGUACCAGUGUCGCCAGCGGGCCUCUCUGAACUGGCACAUGAAGAAGCACACCUCGGAGGCACAGUACAACUUCACCUGUGAAUUCUGCCACAAGAAAUUCGAGCGGCUUGAAAGCGUCAAGUUCCAUAAGGAGGAGAGUGAACGCAGGCGCGCGUUCUUCGCCGCUACAGCGCCCCGUCCGGACUCCUCUCAGGACGAGGAGUCUGCGAUUGACUGGGCCCCCCUCGACCUUCCACCCGUGCCCGCUGAGUGGGGUGACUGCGAGGACGGAGAGGUGUCGGAGGUCGGCUCUCUCCUCACGCUGGACGAGGUGGUGUCCAACCCGGAGCCGGACCGCUUCCCGCUGGACCACAUGCCUGGGCUCUACGCCACGGCGGCGGCCAUCAUGGAGGCCCCCCUGCCACCGCAACCGAACCAGAGGGUGGAGGACUUCACCUCUGGUUACGCCACCCCUCGAGGGAGGAGGAGAGCCCAGCCCACGUUGUGCCCGCGUAUGGACCCGAUCGUCCAUUACGCGACACAAGAGAGGGAUGACACAGUUUCUCUGUAUCCGCAGCUGAGUGGAGUGGGUAUCCUGGCUGUAGGUAUCUGGGUGAAGGUGGACAUCGGGUCAGUCUUCAGUUUUUUGGAUAAGAUCCCUAACGCCCCGCCCGAGCUGGGUCAGUUGCAGAAUGUGGGCCACCUGCUCAUUGCUGUGGGGGUCCUGCUGCUCUUCAUUGGCUUCCUGGGCUGCUGGGGGGCGUACCGUGAGAACAAAUGCUCUCUUCUGAUGUUCUUCUUCAUUGUGACGGCCAUCUUCAUGGCAGAAGCAGCUGGAGCCAUCAUGAUGUUGCAGUUCAAACCGUUGAUGGAUAAGUAUUUGGUCAAGUUUGGAAACGCAGCUGUCCAGAACAUACAGAAACAAUACGGGGAGAACUCCGAUAUCACACAACUGUGGGACACUACUAUGGGCCUGCUAAAAUGUUGUGGAUUCAAUAACUACACCGAUUUCACCAACUCCACCUUCCACACGGAGAAGGGGUAUCCACCAAUAUGCUGUGAGAACGUUGAUGCCCCGUGUAACAGCACCGGCGUGUCGGAGAUUCCUGGUUGUUUCCAAAGGAUGAAAUCCCUGUUUGAAAAGAACAGCGAGAUCAUCAUUUCAGUUUCCCUGGGGAUAUGUGGUUUGGAGGUGUCUGCGCACUCAGACUGUCAGGAGAACAUGUCCAAUGGGAAAGACGCAAAUGUUCCACCCAACCCCUCACAGAUGACCCUCCAGCAGAGCCUGGCUGAGUGCAUGGAAGCCUUGGACCUCUUCCUUAACAACCACUUCAGCGAGAGCUUAGAGCGGCUCAGGCCGAGGGUGAAUGACAGCAUGUACCACGCCCUGAUCUACGCCACGGUGCUGGAGAUGCAGGCCAUGAUGACGUUUCAGCACGAAGACCUCACCAACGCCAGCAACACCAUGAAGAGCGCUCAGGAGGUCUGCCAGAGGUUUAGACGAAAAACUCCAGGUCUGAGCGGUAAGGCUGGGGAUUCUAUAUCUGAAGUGGAGCUUCAUGCUGAAGUGUGUUUUGCUGAAUGUCAACUGCAAAGAGCUGCUCUCACCUUUCUGCAGGAUGAAAAUAUGGUUGGUUUCAUCAAAGGGGGCAUCAAAGUCCGGAACAGCUACAUGAUUUACAAAGAACUACAUUCCUACAUCCAAUCUCAUAGCUGUCAGAAAGGAGCCAGCCACCUGCACUUAGAGGGAGGAGUCUCGUUUGGAAUAGGUGCCUUCAAUCUGACCCUCUCUUUGUUUCCUCCUCGGCUACUUAAACUGUUGGAGUUUGCUGGUUUCUCUGGAGACAAGGAGUUUGGGUUGUCCCUGCUCAAGGCUGGAGCCACACAGAUGAACCUGCGCUCCCUGCUGUGCGCUCUCCUACUGCUCUGCUACCACACAUUUCUAACUAUUAUUCUUGGCACAGGUGAGGGAGAGGUGACUGAGGCUGAAGAGCUGCUCAAGCCGUUCCGGAUCCUCUACCCACAGGGAGCAAUCUUCCUCUUUUUUGCGGGCAGAACUGAGGAGAUUAAAGGCAACAUUGAUGAGGCGGUGGCUCUGUUUGAGGACGGCUGUAAGGCGCAGCAGGCCUGGAAGCAGUUCCAUCACAUGUGCUACUGGGAGCUCAUGUGGUGCUUCACUUUCAAGAGGGACUGGAAGAUGGCGUACUUCUAUGCAGACCUACUGAGCCGAGAAAGCCGCUGGUCCAAGGCAAUGUAUGUGUACAUGAAGGCAGCAUACCUGAGCAUGCUUCCAGAGCAGCAGGCCCGGCCUUUUGAGGAGAAUGAGGUUCUGCUCUUCAGACAAGUGUCCACUUUCAAGCAGAAGAUAGCAGGGAAGUCUCCGCCCACAGAGAAGUUUGCCAUCCGUAAAGCCAGACGCUACAAGGCCUCCAGUCCUGUCAAACUGCCAGUGCCAGCGCUGGAGAUGAUGUACAUGUGGAACGGUUUCAGUAUGAUCCGCAUGAGACCAGAGCUGACCCAGGGCAUGUUGGAGACUGUGCAGGAGGCAGAACGCUCUCUACUGGAGGGGAUUGAGCAUGACUUCCUGAUGGAUGACCUGUGUUUGAUUCUGCUUCUGAAGGGAGUUUGUCUACGAAACCAGGGCCAGAUGGAGACUGCUCUGGGCUGCUUCAAACAGCUGUGCGACAGUGAAAAGAGAAUCCGCUUUGACCACUACCUGGUGCCCAAUGCUCUGGUGGAGAUGGGUUUGAUCUACAUUGACCAAGGAAAGAGGGACAUGGCUGUCAAAGUAUUGCGCAAGGCCAAGAACAGCUACAAAGAUUAUUCGAUGGAAUCCCGGACACAGUUCAGGAUACACGCUGCUCUGGCAAAAGUCAAAGCUGAAAAAGUUGACGACGAAGACACACAUUUGUGA
This is a messenger RNA of Knipowitschia caucasica, 4647 nucleotides long. The record is from the annotation of a GenBank genome assembly. NCBI's taxonomy places the organism in Eukaryota, Metazoa, Chordata, Actinopteri, Gobiiformes, Gobiidae.